This is a messenger RNA of Prorocentrum cordatum, 1914 nucleotides long. The record is from the annotation of a GenBank genome assembly. NCBI's taxonomy places the organism in Eukaryota, Dinophyceae, Prorocentrales, Prorocentraceae.
ACGAAUCGCAUCAUCAAACUGUUAUCCCAUUACGCUAUGGUUCAAGUGGCAGUGAGCCAACCAUCGCCACCCGAGAGGCCAGGCGCAAAUUGUGGUCCCUGCGCCCAUGGCGGCAGGACUCAGGAACGUUCUGCUCUCCUUCUGCCUGAUCGCGCUGGGCGGCCUCCUCUUCGGGUACAUGAUCGGUAUCAACAGCAACGUCGUGACAAAGGGGCAGCUCAUCUGCCCUGAUGACUGGACUGGGGACGUCGGGAACUGGACCUCGUGGGGCUACGGUCAGUGCUACCACUUCAGCGACUGGGGCCAGGGAAUUCUCAGCUCUAUGAACCUCAUAGGCGCGACGCUGUCCUCCCUGAUCUGCUUCCAGUAUGCGGACGACCUCGGGAGGAAACGCGAGGUGCAGAUCGGGGCGGCCCUCUACUUGGCCGGCUCGCUCGGCGCCGCGCUGUCCCCGGUCCUGUGGGGCAUCUACGCCGGCCUGCUGGUCUACGGCCUCGGCAUCGGCUUCGCGAUGCACGCCGCCCCAGUGUACAUCGCCGAGAUCUCGCCCGCGGAGGUGCGCGGCACCCUCGUGUCGGCCAAGGAGGCCGUCAUCGUCCUCGGCAUCUUCGGGGGCUUCGCGUCGGGCGCCGCGUUCGCCGCGAUCCCCCAGGACGGCUGGCGCCUCAUGGUGGGGCUCGCCGGCGCCUUCGCGCUGGUGAUGGAGUGCGGCAUCGUCCUCGUGCCCAACUCGCCCCGCUGGCUGCUGCUGCAGAGCGCGCGCAGCGCUGCGCUGUUGGGCAGCGACAGCCGCUUCGAGGAGGAAGCGCGCGUCGGACUGACGUUCUUCCGCAGGGGCACGCCGGCAGAGGAGGUGGAGAGCGAGCUGCAGAGCGUCCGCGACGACGCCUGCGCAUCGCUGGGGCAGGGGCAGGCCGGCUGCUGCGAGGCGUUCCGGUACCCGAAGCCCCUCCGGAUCGGCUGGGGGCUCGUGCUGCUGCAGCAGGUAACCGGCCAACCGUCGGUGCUGUAUUUCGCGACCAACAUCUUCAAGGGCGCAGGCUUCAAGUCAUCGGCGGCCCUGUCCUCGGUCGGCGUAGGCUUCGUUAAGCUCGUCGCCACUCUCUUCACUGUUUUCCGGGUCGACCAGUACGGACGGCGCGUGCUUUUGCUGUCUGGCAUCGCCAUGAUGGCGGUGUCGCUGCUGGUGCUCGGCACCGCGUUUUUGUUCAGGGAGUGCUCGGAGCCGGUCUCGCGCAUGGAGGAUUGCAAGCAGGAUGACGUGCGUCUCCCACAGGGCUGGGCAAUCUGCACGGUGGCGGCGUUGAUGCUGUAUGUCAGCGGAUACCAGGUGGGCUUUGGACCCAUCUCCUGGCUGAUGAUCUCAGAGAUCUUCCCCCUCAACAUCAGGGGCGCCGCGCUUUCCACGGCCGCCGUGGUGAACUUCUCGAGCAACAUCACGAUGACGCUAUGUCAGACCGCGCUCAUGAGCGCGCUGACGCCAGCGGGGCUGUUCUACGCAUACCUUGUGCUCACGGUGGUCAGUUUCGGAUUUGUGAAAGUCGCGGUGCCAGAGACCAAGGGCAAGACUCUCGAGGAGAUCGAGGUGUUGAUGACCGGCAAGCGGCGCAACGCGCCAUCUGGUAAUAUCCAAGUGGCGUGAAUUCUCUCCCCUGAGACGUCCAGCCACUGCACCGUCGUGCGGUGGCCGGCGGAUCCCCCAUUUCUUCACAUGCUGUGGAGCCUGCGACGCGACGGCGCUCCGUCGCUGCUGCGUGCGCUGCGCCGUGCUCGUGCGCCCUGACAGUUUCGGGGCAGAGCGUUGGUUUGGCCAGGCCUCUGUUUGUCCUUCUACGCCUCUUCCUCCUCUUUCUCCUCUUCCGAUCGUCCUCUUCCUUUCUCGCCUCCUCGUCCCGCCUCCUCCUUCUCCUCCUC